AUGCUCGAGCGCGAUGGCAUCAAGGCCCCUGGGCGCCAGACUGGCCGUCCCAUGAUCAUCAUCUGCUACAGCGGGAGGAAGCAUUGGUACAUACAGCUUACAAGCGGCCGACGAGAUCGGAAAGUGGAUACAGCUGAGGGAAACGGGGCCCCUGUCGCCUCAGAUGCGGCAUUUGCGGGAGCUGUCAUCCUUGACUUCCACCCGAUCUUGAUCGAGAGGUCUGAGAACCGCGAGCCUACCUGGAAUGGGCAACACAGCGGCAACUAUGGCCGCUCGUUUCGUUUCGUUGCUCCGGCAAAUCCUUGUACUACGUAG
Colletotrichum graminicola M1.001 is the source of this 315-nucleotide messenger RNA. RefSeq lists its product as uncharacterized. The record is from RefSeq and is a predicted model, not a curated record. NCBI's taxonomy places the organism in Eukaryota, Fungi, Ascomycota, Sordariomycetes, Glomerellales, Glomerellaceae. The coding region runs from base 1 to 315 and encodes 104 amino acids. The transcript is spliced from 2 exons.